Humulus lupulus (European hop) is the source of this 1318-nucleotide messenger RNA. RefSeq lists its product as uncharacterized. NCBI's taxonomy places the organism in Eukaryota, Viridiplantae, Streptophyta, Magnoliopsida, Rosales, Cannabaceae. The transcript is spliced from 6 exons. Bases 50 to 943 code for a protein of 297 amino acids. The record is from RefSeq and is a predicted model, not a curated record.
UAUAUUUGAAAAAUGUAAAUUCCAAAAAAAAAAAAAGAGAGACUUGAGUAUGCUUCAACUGGGUAGGAUCGUACGGCAAUGGCCGAUUUUGAAGGACCAUUAUUGUGCUUUGGCGGCAUACCAUCGUUCUCCAUUAUCACAUUCCCUCCCGCCGAAGACGAAAACCACCCUUCAUCGUUUCGCAUCGACCAGAGUGCAUUCCGCUCGCCGCAACACCCAACGUCGAUCAGGCGGCCUUAUAUUGCCCAAGUCCCCGGUGCAGUCUGAUCUUCAGGUUGAACAAAACGAGAGCGAUUCGGAAUCCGAAGGGUUCAAGAGCAGAAACCAGUUGAAGCGCGAAGCUCAGCGCGCCGUGCGUUGGGGAAUGGAGCUCGUUUCCUUCUCCACACCUCAAAUCAAACGCAUCCUCAGUGUGGCUUCUCUUGAUAACGAUGUGUUUGAAGCCCUAAAUCUAGCGAAGAAAUUGGGUCCUGAUGUCCGAGAAGGAAAGCGAAGGCAGUUCAAUUACAUUGGAAAACUACUACGCGAUGUAGAACCAGAGUUGAUGGAUACGUUAAUUCAGGCUACAAAAGAUGGUGACCAUAGUAAGCUACGGACAUUAGUUGGUUCAAAGGCAUCAAUUGUUGAAGAUAGCGAGGACGAGUAUGAAGAAACGGAUAGUGAGGAGGAAGUGGAGGAAUUUCACAUUGAUAUAGCAACCAGAUGGUUGGAUGGCUUAAUCAGUAAAGACAUUGAGAUAACAAAUGAGGUUUACUCAAUUCACAAUGUUGAUUUUGAUCGUCAGGAAUUGCGUAAUCUUGUUAGAAGAGUCCAUAAAGCUCAAGAAAAACACAAAAAUGCUGUUGAGGAAAAUAAGGGAGAAAUAGAUGCUGCAGUUUCGCUCACUAAAAGGUCUCUCAAGCGUUUCCUCCUUUUACUUAUGAAGCAAAUGCCUAGUGCUUGAGUAUGUGAGAGUCCGAAUGGUAUUCUCUAAGUGCCACUUAUUAUUAAUUUUGAACGGUGUAUCUGUUACAUGCUUACACUGUUCCUCCAUUAUAGCUGAAAAAACUACCAAGUAUUAAUUCUCACUAACUAAAUAAUUAUUUAUUCGCAAAUGCAUUUACUUGGCCUUGUGCUGCAAGUAUUGGGAAUAGGAUCUGGUUUCUAUGGUAUUAGAGGUCAGAUUUUUUUGGUAUAGUCUCAGCUUUUAAUCUUGAGUUUCAUUCCGAACAAACCAAUAGCAGUAGUAGUGUAUUAGGAACUCUUUUUUUUCUUUCUUUCUUUCUCAAUUCACUUUUAUCCUUCAAGGGUCUGCCUUUUGAAUGGAGAUUGUUGAUGA